Cyprinodon variegatus (sheepshead minnow) is the source of this 1713-nucleotide messenger RNA. RefSeq names its product solute carrier family 25 member 40 (gene slc25a40). Bases 205 to 1239 code for a protein of 344 amino acids. Gene Ontology annotation, biological process: mitochondrial transmembrane transport. NCBI's taxonomy places the organism in Eukaryota, Metazoa, Chordata, Actinopteri, Cyprinodontiformes, Cyprinodontidae. The transcript has 10 exons. The record is from RefSeq and is a predicted model, not a curated record.
UCUUGUACCGUUUGCGGUGUAAACACACUUGCUAGUUUUGGGUUAUGACCCUCUGAUCCUACACACGUGUUUCAUUUGUGGCUUUCUAUUAUAGCCUUUAGGACAGGAUUCACUAUCGUGUUAUUUGAAGAUAAAACCCCUAAACGGGACCAUGAUUGACUUCAUUGAAGACGUCGUUUGUGGUUUUGUGUUUUAAAAGACAAAAUGACUCGUCAAAGUGUUGCCUCUCCUGCCAUGGAAGGCAUUACUCCAAUCCAGCAGAUGAUUUCUUCCUGCUCCGGAGCCCUGCUUACAUCACUACUCGUAACUCCUUUGGAUGUGGUGAAAACGCGACUGCAAGCACAGAAAAAUCCUUUGGUCAAAGGCAAAUAUUUUGUCUACUGCAAUGGACUUAUGGACCAUAUAUGUGUGUGCGAAAACAGCAAGGGCUGGUACAAAGCUGCCGGUCACUUUAGGGGCACGCUCGAUGCCUUCUAUAAGAUAGUGUGCUGUGAGGGAAUUACAGCUUUAUGGAGCGGUCUGCCUCCGACACUUGUGAUGGCGGUCCCAGCCACAGUGAUCUAUUUCACGUGUUACGAUCAGCUGUGUGCAGCGCUGAGGAUGAGGAUGGGAGAGCGAGCCCAGGAGGCUCCGCUGUUAGCGGGAGCCAUCGCUAGAGUGGGGUCGGCGACUGUAAUCAGCCCUCUGGAGCUGAUCCGCACCAAGCUGCAGUCCCAGAAGCAGUCGUACAGGGAGCUGACCAAUUGCAUCCGCUCUGCAGUGCAGACAGAAGGCUGGCUCUCUCUGUGGAGGGGUCUUGGGCCCACCCUGCUCCGAGACGUGCCCUUCUCAGCCAUGUACUGGUACAACUACGAGAGGGGCAAAGGCUGGCUGUGCCAGAGGUACAACACCAGAGAGCCCACGUUCACCAUCACUUUCGUAUCCGGAGCUGGGUCAGGUUCUAUCGCAGCUAUUGUCACUUUACCAUUUGAUGUGGUCAAAACAAGACGGCAGGUGGAGCUUGGGGAGCUACACGCCAAUAAUUUGUCAGGUCAGGUCUCCUCAUCCACUUUCAGCAUCAUGAAGAGGAUCGUGACACAAGAUGGUUUUCGUGGGCUUUUUGCAGGUUUCCUACCAAGGGUGAUCAAAGUGGCUCCAGCCUGUGCGAUCAUGAUCAGCUCAUAUGAGUUUGGAAAAGCCUUUUUCCGUAAACACAACCAGGAGAGGAUACUUGGGCAACUGCAGUCCACAAACACGUGAUUGUGUUCCCCGUGAAACAACCAUCACCACAGUCACAGCUAGCUUAAACAUAGAGAAAAUUAUCUAACAAUCAUAAACUCAGAAAUAAGACAAGUGAAUUAUCCAAGCCUCUCUAGAGUCAGAUAAAUGUAUACGGUAAAUACCUUAAAGUGUUUAUAUUUUAUUUUGUGAUCAAAUGAAUUAUUUUGUUCAUGUUAAAAAAAGAAGUCUAGAUUACACGUUGCCAGCAGAUGGCAGCCACAGAUUGGUUUUUACUGAGUCUCCAAACAUGUGGCCUUCCUCUGGAAUCGCACUUUGCUGAUGAUCGUUUUUAACCUGCUGCUUGUCACCCAGAAGCCAUGUUGAUCGUGUGAAGCAGAGGGAUGACUGGAAACAGUUCGCCAAAAGACCUUUAUGAAAGUGUUCUGGUUUUAGAAAAGUUUCCCCACCCCUUCAUCACUUCACAUGGACAUCAACACACAUCUGAAAUUGUCA